AUGCGUUUAACAUUUCGCGAGCCCUUGUACCACAUGGAUUUCGGUUGCUACGACAAGGACUCGGGGGAAGUGGAGUGCUACCUCGAAAUACAUUGCGAUACGGGUACUUCUUGCGCUAUCACGAUACAAAUGCCGAAUCCAGAGGCAGUGGGAUGUAUAGAACGGUUCGCAACGUUUUUAUCGUUCCUGCUCGUGAUCAUCACCUUCCCGUUUUCACUGUUCGAGUGCUUCAAGGUGGUACAAGAAUUCGAGAGAGCUGUAAUAUUUCGGCUAGGUCGGUUAAGGAAGGGAGGUGCAAGAGGGCCGGGGCUGUUCUUCGUGCUACCGUGUAUUGAUACUUAUAGGAAAGUAGACCUUCGUACAGUGUCUUUUGACGUCCCACCACAAGAGGUCCUGACACGGGAUUCAGUAACGGUAGCAGUGGAUGCCGUCGUCUACUACCGCAUCAAAGAACCUUUGAACGCAGUUGUUCGAGUUGCUGACUAUAGUGCAUCAACGCGUUUGCUAGCUGCAACAACACUUCGAAAUGUACUCGGCAUGCGCGACUUGGCACAGCUGCUAUCCGACAGAGAAGCUAUAAGUCACAUGAUGCAAGCCAGCCUUGAUGAAGCCACUGAUCCUUGGGGAGUUGAAGUGGAGAGGGUCGAAAUAAAAGACGUACGAUUACCAGUUCAACUUCAAAGAGCAAUGGCUGCUGAAGCCGAGGCUGACCGUGAAGCUCGAGCCAAGAUUAUAGCAGCCGAAGGAGAAAUCAAAGCGUCCAAAGCGUUGAAAGAAGCCUCUCUUGUUAUGAUUGAUAAUCCAAUGGCAUUACAGUUGCGGUACCUCCAGUCACUCAGUUCAAUAUCAGCCGAAAAGAAUUCGACAAUAAUAUUUCCCUUUCCGAUGGAUUUCCUAAAGACAUUCCUGGGAGGACCUGGACCAAGUUCACAGCAACAAAUCAACUUGUAG
Molecule: messenger RNA, 951 nt
Organism: Spodoptera littoralis (African cotton leafworm)
Lineage: Eukaryota; Metazoa; Arthropoda; Insecta; Lepidoptera; Noctuidae
Source: the annotation of a GenBank genome assembly